Felis catus (domestic cat) is the source of this 6169-nucleotide messenger RNA. Its product is annotated as zinc finger protein 77-like. The transcript has 4 exons. NCBI's taxonomy places the organism in Eukaryota, Metazoa, Chordata, Mammalia, Carnivora, Felidae. Gene Ontology annotation, biological process: negative regulation of transcription by RNA polymerase II. Gene Ontology annotation, molecular function: RNA polymerase II cis-regulatory region sequence-specific DNA binding; DNA-binding transcription repressor activity, RNA polymerase II-specific. The record is from RefSeq and is a predicted model, not a curated record. The coding region runs from base 1079 to 2401 and encodes 440 amino acids.
CCAGUGCUCUGUUUUUUGAAUGGUCACAGAGCUGUGCCACAUCAGUGCACUAUGCACAAAAGGGAAAUAGAGCCUUUUACAUUCCACAUUCACAGGAACUGACUACAAACUGCGAUGAUUUUCCUUGCAGAAUAUAACGCACACCUGAGUACUAUAACAUGUCACACCUGUGGCUGUGUCCUGCUGGGGCCCGGGGGUCCCAUGUCCCACGGAGGCUGAGAGCACGGGCAUGUUUGGUUGACCUGGGGACAGAGAAGUGGGAGCGGGGCCUUGCGGUGUCAGGAGUCAGGUCAAAACGCUGGGAGACCUUAUCUUCUGUUCCGUGACAUCACUGGUCAUUGAACUGUUCUUAAACGGGGGACAGGGGCACCUUCACCUCGCCCGCGUGUCGACCACAGACACAACCGUCACCAGGCCCUUCUGCUCUGUCUCGUUCCGAUCCGGCGCGGGACUGGGCAGGCUCCGCGGAGAAACCGAGUCAGAUUCCCGGGACAAAGGAAGAGGCAGGCGGGUCAGCGGGCCAGGAGGGCGUUCGGCCGGAGCCGACCUCAGGGCGGGCGGAUCAGACACGUGUGUACCGCCGGCCCGUCACUCAGGGCGUAGGAGGCGGGGCCUGGGGGAUCUGCCCAAUCUGGCGCCACAGGGGCGGUGCCGGGACCACCCUCCAAUCAGAACGUGAAGGGCCUCAGGCUGCCCUAUCACAGUGCGGCAGUGCGGUGUCUCGGAGAAUUGUCCAAUCGAGGUGGUGGGGAGUUAUCUUCGGAACAGCAUCCAAUCGGAUCGCAUUGCCUGAAGCAACGCCCAAUCCGUGCUUGGGGGCGCAUAGCGCGGUGCAUUUAUAUUACCGGGUCCGGAAACACUCCAAUCAGGCCCUGGUGGGUGGGGGAUGGGGUGAUGCCAUCCCGCUCGGUGAGUGUGAGCUCUGAGUCGUGGCUGCUGGUGUGCGCUUGUCCCGCGCUCACCCAGUUUUCCGGUCCGCUAGCUCCUCGGUUGGAGGAGGGGCACGUGAGGGCCGCGGAGUCGCCGGGUCGCGGGAUCAAGAGGAGGACGCCCGGAGAGCUCCGUGUGCGGCCGCGAGAUGGACUCUGUGGUCUUCGUGGAUGUGGCUGUGAACUUCACCCCGGAAGAGUGGGCUUUGCUGGAUAGCAGUCAGAGGAACCUCUACAGAGAUGUGAUGCUGGAGACCUGUAAGAACCUGGCCUCAGUGGAUUAUUGCAUUCGAGUUAAUACCAGUGGAUCAAGUCCUCAGUGGGAUGUUUUGGAGGAUGAACCAUCUCAUGAAGAAAAAAUAGUAAGAUUUGCAAGAAAUGAUUCCUGGUCUGUUUUUGGAGAAAAUCAGACGUUUCGUAGCAGAGGAGAUUACCUGCAAACCCAGGAAAGGCGUUUGAGAAGUCCUUUUGUGGAGAGUGUCUGUGAACGUAUCGAAGGAGAUCAACGCGGAGGCACCCUGAACCCGAUUACAAGUCUUACCGCGCACCAGGGGUAUCCCACCGGAGGCAAACCCUGUCAAUGCGCUAAGUGUAGAGAAGCCCUCACAAGUGGUUUUUUCCUAGGGAACCUGCGGAGAUUUCACCCAGGACUCAAACCUAGUCCCUGUGAGGAAUGUGGGCUGGCCUGUAGCUGUGUCGCGAGCCUCAGCACUCAGGUGGACGCAGGCCUUGUAGAGAAACCCUACGAAGGUCAGGACGCCGGGAGAGCAUCGGAGACGUACGCGAAGAGUCUCAGUAGUAAAAUAUCUCUAGAGUGCAAGAAAUGUGGAAAAGCUUUCAUUUGCACGUCUUCCUUUCAGGGUCACGUGCGAGGUUCCUGUGGACAGAGUGUCCAUGCGUGUGGCGUGUGUGGGAAUGCCUUUAUGUUUCACUCCCGUCUCACGUGUCACGUGAGAACUCACGCCGGGGAGAGGCCCAGUGAUUGCAUAGACUAUGGGAAGGUUUACAGCUGCCUCUCUUACGCUCAAGGUCACUCCAGUAAUCAACCUGGGGAAAGAGUUUUUCAGUGUGGGCUCUGUGGGAAAGCCUUCACUCGUCGGACCUACCUUCAAAGUCACGUGAGAACGCAUACCGGGGGAAAACCCUACAAAUGUCAGGAGUGUGGAAAAGCCUUCACUCGUCGGGCCUACCUUCAGAGUCAUCUGAGAAAGCACAGUGGAGUGAAAUCUUUCAAGUGCCAGCAGUGUGGAAAAGCCUUCUAUUCGUCCUCGUACCUUCAGAUACAUGCACGGAUACAUACCGGGGAGAGACCCUGCGUGUGUCAGCAUUGUGGGAAAACGUUCAGAUACCCCGCAAACCUGCGAGCUCACGUGAGGACACACACCGGGGAGAGGCCCUACGAAUGUAAGGAGUGUGGAAAAACCUUCAGUCGUGUCUCCUCCUUUCGAAGGCACGGGAAAACCCACAGUUGAGUCAAACAUCUGAAAGUACGGAGUGUCGUUCCUAAUCCGUUCUAUUGUUCUUCAUUCCUUCGAUACGGAACAACGCACGCUGGGGAGAGACGCUUGCGAGUAGUGUGGGAGAGCUUUCAGGCAGCUCCAGCAUUUGCAAAGUCAUUUGAGAUACAGUUGCGUGAAACCCUAGGAGAGUAAAGAGUGUGGGAAAGCGUAGCGGGUUUACUCCUUCCUUGGAGGACGCACGGUGGGGAGAGACCCUUUGAAGGUCAGCACUGUGGGAAGACGUUCAGGCGUCACGGCUCCCGUCAAGAACACGUGAGGCUGCACAGUGGACGGUGAGCCGGUGAAUCUGAGGACUCUGGUGGGGCCUUCCAGUGCCCCGGAGACCUGCGGGAGCGUGUGACGACUCACACCGGGCACUGUGGGAGAGCCCCCAGUCGUCCCUCCUCCCACCGAGGACACGUGUGAAGGAAAACACGGCGAAGUGUAGCCUGAGAACGGAGGGACCGUGGAAAAGCCUUCGGGCAUCCCAGGAACCUGUGAGCACGCACACACUGGGGACUAGCCCUGAGCACAGCACCUGUGGCAAAGCCUGCAUUCUCCCCCAAUAGUCAUAUUUAAAACAUGAGCAAACACCACGGAGAGAAAUCUUCUCGAUGGGAAAAGUGUCGGAAAAGCUUGGAAGGAUCGUAGGUCACGUAUUUUGUCCACGGCAGGUCAGGCAGCCCCGGCAUCUUCUAAUUGUUGUAAAUAUGGAUUUGUCUUUGCAAAUGCCUCUUCCUUACAGGGAUCCCAAGUGCGUUAAUUCCAGCGCAUGCCUAAGAAGCAUCCCACUGUGUCCUUCUCACCUGUAGGGCAUUAUUUUGUUAUCUCAGAUCCGAAAACCGCAUACAGUUAUGGCAAACGUGUCUCCACGACGAUGUCUUCUGGACCCAGGGCUGAUCAGUGGUCUGUACGUGUAUCUCGUCCUCUGGUGCAGAGACCGGAACUCCCCGACUCCGCCCUGCCCCUCCUUGCGGUCUUUAUUAUUGAAAGUUGUGUCUCCACGUGUGCUGUUGCUGCCGUGUGCCCACCUGUGUUCCCCAUGGACGUUAGUAAACGCGCAAGGAUACUGGAGAUACUGGAGGAGGACAGUCUCCUCUGAUCGUGUUCAUGGUUUGACCUCCGCUCAUCGCCCUUGAUCUCGGUUGUUCAUCAGUCAUGACCCAUUGAGUUACGAAGAGAAACUCUGUUGGGGGUGCCUGGGUGGCUCAGUGGGUUAAGCGCCCCACUCUUGAUUUUGGCUCUCAGGUCAUGAGCUUGCGGUUCGUGGGAUUGAGCCCCGUGUCAGGCUCUGCGCUGACAGCUCUCUCUCUCUCUCUCUCUCUCUCUCUCUCUCUCUCUCAAAGUAAAUACAUACACUUAAAAAAAAAAAAAAAAGAAGAGAAACCUUGUGGCUUGAAGUGGAAAGCUAGUGUCCGGCUGGUUCUGCUGGGUUUCGUCGUGAGCCUUGUGAGGCGGGAGGCCGUAUGUCCCAGAGUCCUCCUCUGUGCGGCUCUGAGAGGAAGGCCCUGAGCAGAGAAGCUGUGUGGGGCUUGGAGAGCAGCGGUGAGGAACCGUGAUUCUCCAUCCUUCCGUGACACCAGGGGACAGACGCAUGGGGACCCAGUGGGCCUGAGUCACGGCGUGUUGUCCUGGCUUCUGGUCUGCCGUCUGGAACAGCCCCCGUGUAGGAAAAGUUUGACGUUAGUUCUUGUUAGCAUGUUCCAGAGACUUCCACGAGCUGUCCCGUGACAGAUCGUCUUGGCUUCCCGGUCCCCACGGAUCCUUGCGUUGCCCUGUGACUCUUUGUGUCCGUGAGGCCGUCUCUUCAGGCUGUCGUGCUUAGCGAGCUCUCUUAUCCUGUGACCCCUUCAUCUCCAUACUUUUCUUAAAAAUGUUCAUUUUACUUUUUUUUUUUUUUGAGAGAGAGAGUGAGCGGUGGAGGGGCAGAGAGAGGGAGACAGAACCCCAAGGGGGCUCCUCACUGUCAGCACAGAGCCCGACUUCAGGGCUCGAUCUCACGAACCGUGAAGUCAUGACCUGAAUCGAAAUUGAGAGUUGGACGCUUCACCAACUGAGCCACCCAGACGCCCCUCCAUGCUUUUCCUCGUACGUGAUUUCUGUGGUGAGCAUCUCGGUAGGUCUGUGUCCUGCCUCCCUCAGACCAAAGGCUGUAGCCACAGAUGCAGGAAACCUCUGUCCCUGGUUGCAUUGCGGAGAGGCUGUGCUGACCCUGCCUGUCUUCUUUCUGGAUGUUUCCGUGAUUGGAAUUAGCACCUGUGAGUGUAUUUGGCAGUUUGUGGGAGUUUUCCUCUAUAGCUGGCCGCUGUCUUUUUAAAAAAAAAUUUUUUUUCAACGUUUAUUUAUUUUGGGGACAGAGAGAGACAGAGCAUGAACGGGGGAGGGGCAGAGAGAGAGGGAGACACAGAAUCGGAAACAGGCUCCAGGCUCUGAGCCAUCAGCCCAGAGCCUGACGCGGGGCUCGAACUCCCGGACCGCGAGAUCGUGACCUGGCUGAAGUCGGAGGCUUAACCGACUGCGCCACCCAGGCGCCCCCAGCUGGCCGCUGUCUUAAGAGAGAAACCCAGUAUGCUUACUGACUCUUGUUACACGUGAUUUCCCAGUGUUUAAUUCUGUUGUUUUUAAUACGUGGUUCAAAACACUGUAGUUUUUGUGAAACAAUCGCCCCCCCCCCAUUAUUUCUUAGAAAGCAUCUUACCUGGGUUUUCCAAUCUUUUACAUCUUUAUAAGUGUUUUCUGAUUCGUUACCCGAGAUUUUAUGUUCAAAUGUGACCUGCUGGGGAAGUGACUCAUUUUUGGAGUGUGUCAUUUUUUCCAUACUUAUUCAGAAGCAAUAGUACUAAAUACUGUUUAUCUUAAAAGUAAAACUGAACAGUUCCUUCGCCAGGAAAAAUGUUUAUCUGUCCUUAGCAGUUCAGCAGAGGAACGCUUCAGCAAGGGUAUAGACGUGUCUGGCGAACAAAGGAGAGGCAUGCUCUUUUGUAGAGGAGGGGGGGGUUCUAGGAGGGGCUGGUAUAACAGCGCAUUGUCGUGAAGCGGGCGUUCAAGUGGAGUGUAUUUUCACGGGCUGGGCUGUGACGGUCUGCCACUGGCGAGGCCAUUCAUGGCAGAGGAGGAAACCUUUCUGCCUCCUGGUGGGACAGUAAAGCAGUAGCUGAAGGCGUAUCGAAUCCGAGGGUGUCUUUCCUUCGGCGUGUGUAGUUGACAGUCAGCGCUGGGUCAUGAGACCUCCCCAAGAUCGUUCUUCAAGGGCAUUUCUGACCAAGAGACCGGCUUUCCGUUGUUCGUGGUUUUGUCCCUCAGUGCUGGGGACGAUGUGUCUUGGUUCUGUGUCUCACGUGAGCGAGGGAAGGUGCACAGCGGUGGAAACCAGAUAGGGCCCCACGAAGGAAAGCUGGGCGGAGAAACUCUCCAGCACUUCUCACCUCGCCUGUAUUUAUCCAGCUGAUAAGCAUCGGAGGGGCGGCCGGCUGGCUCGGUCAGUAGAGCACACAGCUCUUGACCUCAGGGUUGUGAGUUCAAGCCCCACGUUGGGUGUAGCGAUUACUUAAAAACAAAAUCUGAAGAGACAGAGAGAGAGAUGGUAAGUAUGGGGAAUCAUCUAAUUAUUAGGUACAUCAUUUCCACAAAAGUUUGACAGGCAACAAUAUAGAAACCUUAGAAUAAAUAUACAAAACUAGCUUAGCUUGGCAAUUCUACAUUAUGUGAAUAAUAUUCUUUUUUUAAUAAUUGUUUCUCUAA